This is a messenger RNA of Sceloporus undulatus (fence lizard), 2386 nucleotides long. RefSeq names its product major intrinsic protein of lens fiber (gene MIP). Gene Ontology annotation, cellular component: apical plasma membrane; plasma membrane. Gene Ontology annotation, biological process: transmembrane transport. Gene Ontology annotation, molecular function: water channel activity. The transcript is spliced from 4 exons. Bases 54 to 845 code for a protein of 263 amino acids. Lineage: Eukaryota; Metazoa; Chordata; Lepidosauria; Squamata; Phrynosomatidae. The record is from RefSeq and is a predicted model, not a curated record.
UAAGAUUGAGGACUGUCCUGCUGCCACUUCAAACCAACCUCUCCUGCCCUGUCAUGUGGGAGGCACGCUCGUCCUCCUUUUGGAGGGCUGUCUUUGCCGAGUUCUUUGGCACCAUGAUCUAUGUACUUUUUGGCCUGGGGGCCUCAUUGCGUUGGGUCAUUGGCCCUAUUAACGUUCUGCAGGUGGCCUUGGCCUUUGGUUUGGUGGCAGCCACCAUGGUGCAGUCUCUAGGCCAUGUGAGUGGUGCCCACAUCAAUCCGGCUGUUACCGUAGCCUUCCUGCUGGGCUCUCAGCUUUCCUUCUUCCGCGCUAUCUUCUACGUGGUUGCCCAGGUCCUGGGAGGAGUGGCUGGUGCGGCUGUGCUUUAUGGAAUUACACCAGCAGCGCUGAGGGGUAACUUGGCUCUUAACACGAUGCAUCCCAGUGUAAAUGUAGGCCAGGCUACCAUUGUGGAGAUCUUCCUGACCCUACAAUUUGUCCUCUGCAUCUUCGCUACCUAUGACGAGAGACGUAAUGGACGCAUGGGAUCUGUGGCACUGGCUGUGGGACUCUCCCUCACUCUUGGACACCUUUUUGGGAUGCACUACACUGGAGCUGGCAUGAAUCCCGCUCGUUCCUUUGCACCAGCAAUCAUCACCCGCAACUUUGUCAACCACUGGGUGUACUGGGUCGGACCAGUCAUUGGUGGUGUGCUGGGUGGCUUCUUGUAUGACUUCAUCCUCUUCCCCCGGAUGCGUGGGGUCUCAGAGCGCUUGUCUAUCCUCAAAGGUGAACAGCCAGUUGAAACCAGUGUGCCCCCAGAACCUCCUGGAGAACCUGUUGAGCUGACAACACAAGCGCUAUAAACACUGGCCUCUGAGUGACAAAAACCACAGGAUACACAUGCCCUUUCUUUGGGGAAAGAAGGGGCAGAAACAACUGGCCCAGUAUACAGACUGUUAUUGCUCCUGACCGGUAGGCAGUGGUCUCUUAGGAGACACAGAUUUGAAGGGACAGUUUGUCAUUCAGUCUGUCUCUCUCUCCAAAAACAAAAGCAAGAAAAAAUCCUACAACAAACAUGGGACAAAAGAUGGGGGAGAAUGGAUGGGGUGGGUAGUGGAGGGAAAUGAUGUUAUUGCCUGAAUUUUUAAGUAAUUUCUUUUGCAGUGAGAAAUCUUGGACACAGUUUUAUGGAGGGGACGUUGUAAUAAUUCCACCUGAUCUUCCCAUUUAAAUCCCUGGGAAACUUUGGAGCUCUGCCUCUGUGUGUAAUUAUACAUGUAAAGUCCUUGGCAGUUAGUUAGGUGGUGUGUGCGUGUGCAUGCAUGCACACGUAUGCACAUGUCUGUAAAUUUUACAUUGUAAAGGAAGCCUUUGGACAGCUUCCUGUAUUCCCUUCCUCUCACCUACCACUGUCAUCUGUUGCAUCUCAGUGAUCUACAACCUGCUCAUGACUGACAUUGUGUUCUGCUACUAAUGUUGGAGGCAUUAUUUUAUUUAGGACAGGACUGGAAGACCAAAUCAGACUCCUCCAUAGUUUGUCAAUGGUCUCUUCUUUCUCUCUGUUGCUCCUAAUCAUCCAGCCCCAUCUCUGUGGGCUGUGCUAGCAAGGUAGAUAGAAGCUUGACUCACAGGUGGGCUGGGGGCAACUGGAUGGGGAGGAACAGCAGUGGUGAAAAGAUUGCAUGGCCCUUUCCUAGCCACUCUCAAUAGAGAAUCUUCCUCCUUGGAGGAGUGUAGAAACAGACAGGUAUACAUGUUCAUGGGUGGCAGAGGAGGGAGACAAGGGGCUCUUUGUCCACAUGUGAGAAUAGUGUUUGUAUACUUGCAUAUCUGUUGUGUGUAUGUAAAUGAGAGAAUUAUUGGGAUGAGGAGGAGGUCAGCUACAAGGGCCAGCUACUAAUGCCUACACUGAAUUCCCCUUCAUUUUUUCAUUUGCCCUUAUCUUGAGGAUCAUGGCAUAGCUAGCUGUAGCCAUCAUUUUAAUUUUCUACCAUGCCCCAAUGUAAUGUUGCUCUAGUGUGUUGUCGGAUAUCAAACUGGUGGCUCAGUGACCCAACCGCCCAGCAUUGUUCCUGUCAUGGAGUUAGCCCCUCAGGGCCUACAGAGAGUGGAGAGGACCCAUUUAAAAGAAUCAUAGAGUAGCAGAAGCGCUAUCCAGUUUAACCACCUGCCCUGCAGGAUACACAAUCAAAGCACCCGUGACAAAUGCCCAUCUGGCCUUUGUUUAAAAACCUCUAAGAAGGAGACCUUACCACCCUUUGAAGCAGCAUGUUCCAUUGUCCAACAGCUUUUACUGUCAGGAAGUUCUUCCUAAUGUUUACAUAGAAUUUAUUUUCCUGUACCUGGAAUCGAUUCCUCUGUGUGCUAUUCUCUGGAGCUGCAGAAAACAAGCUUGCUCCAUCCU